GCGCGUUGUUGGUGACGUCACGGGGCGGGCCCAGGGGGCGGAAGUGCGGCCAUGGCGGCGGGACCGGGGCAGGGCUUCCCCGGCGCGCCCCCUUUCUCUGGGGGUCCCUACGGACAGCCCAGCGGCGGCCCCCAGCCUGGGCCCUACGGAGGUAAUGCUCCCCCGGGCGUGGACCCCGAGACCCUCUCCUGGUUCCAGGCAGUGGAUGCUGAUCACAGUGGGUACAUCUCUGUGAAGGAGCUGAAACAGGCACUGGUUAACUCCAACUGGUCGACAUUCAAUGAUGAGACUUGCCUGCUGAUGAUAAACAUGUUUGAUAACACCAGGUCGGGACGCAUAGACGUGUACGGCUUCUCGGCCUUGCUACGCUUUAUCCAGCAGUGGAGGAACCUCUUCCAGCAGUACGACCGGGACCAGUCGGGCUCCAUCAGCGUCAAUGAGCUCCAGCAAGCUUUCGCGCAGAUGGGCUACAACCUGAGCCCCCAGUUCAGCCAGCUGCUGCUUGCCCGCUACGCCCAGCGAUCUGCCAACCCCAGCAUCCAGCUUGACCGCUUCAUUCACAUCUGCAUGCAGCUCCAGAGCACGACCGACGCCUUCCGCGAGAAGGACACGGCACUGGUGGGCAACGUGCGGCUGAGCUACGAGGACUUCCUCACUAUGGUUGUGACUCGCAUGUUGUGACACCAGUUUUCCAGCCCCAGGCCCUGCCUGGCUUCCGUUCCUUGUCCCCACUCGAGGCAGCAGGGGCCUCCAUGCCAAAUGAGCCCAGUUCUGGGGCCGUGCUAUGGAGUAGGACAGCCAAACUAGUUGUGAGCCUGUGCCGUGCUCCCAGGGAGGCUUAGAUCUUCCCUUGCCAGACCCUAAAUCCCAUUUAAACCCCAUGUGCACUGUCUCUCUGCUUGGCAGGAUGGCUGCAGGGGAGCAUCGCUGUCUUGACACAUUUUUGGGGACUCUCCAGUGACCAAGAGUUGAGCCUUCAUUUGAAAAGCAGUAGGAAGGGCACAAGCGGUGGCAGAGCUCAUCCUUCCUUGCCAGGAUCACGUCCUGAGCUGGAAAUGCUUGGGUUUCCUGGGGCUCUGAGGCCAGUUUCUCCCUGUGCUGCUGGAAUGGGUGAUGUCACUGCAGUCACCCACAGGAUCAUCGACCCCUGCGUUGUUGCCAAUGUCUGAUUUGUCUCCCUGCCAAAGCUGAAUUCAAACGGUUUAGAGCUUAUUUUUACAGCUUUUGAAUAAAAGGCAGCAUACACUGGU
Messenger RNA from Cuculus canorus (common cuckoo), 1250 nucleotides. It is a transcript of the gene PEF1, whose product is annotated as penta-EF-hand domain containing 1. Gene Ontology annotation, molecular function: calcium ion binding. NCBI's taxonomy places the organism in Eukaryota, Metazoa, Chordata, Aves, Cuculiformes, Cuculidae. Bases 52 to 681 code for a protein of 209 amino acids. The transcript has 5 exons. Gene Ontology annotation, biological process: COPII vesicle coat assembly. The record is from RefSeq and is a predicted model, not a curated record.